Molecule: messenger RNA, 243 nt
Organism: Schizophyllum commune H4-8
Lineage: Eukaryota; Fungi; Basidiomycota; Agaricomycetes; Agaricales; Schizophyllaceae
Exons: 2
Coding region: 1-243 (80 amino acids)
Source: RefSeq, a predicted model, not a curated record
AUGGCUGUAGGAGCGGAGCAGCUGCGUGCGGCCGAGUUGCAGAAGCGGCAGGCGGACUUCGCGGCGCAGGCCGCGCAGACGGGGCCCUCGUCUAUGCUUCCGGGGCCGCGGUCAUCGACGGGGUCCAUGGACCCUACGUACGACGCCAAUAUGGCGAAGAUGGUUUGCAAUAAUCCGCAUUGGUCGAGUCUGUUUCCUGGCGUGAAUCCGCAGGAUAUGCAAACUAUGUAUGGUUAUGGCUAG